UGGGGAAGACCACAGCAGCCUGCUAAGUGAUGAUCUGCCCGCAUUCGUACAGUGAGCUGCUGCACUCCGCCGCUGAUGUAAAUCAGCCUCACGCGUGCCGCCGCUCUAAGCUUCGCACCCCCGCUCGUCUGCCUUGAGUCUUCUUGGGGAGCGUCUGUUUUAACUUUGUGCAACGCUGACUUUUUUCUUGCCGGAGUGGGGAGAUGAGAGGAGAGCCGUGGGACCGGCUCUGGUCGAGAUAAAAACCUGCAGCAGAUGUUUGAGGAAAAUUGCCUCUCUUGGUGAAACUGGAAAAAACAGAACACUUCUACUUUUUAACAAAUCGUCAAGGGCACAGAGGUUUGCCAGCCAGAUAAUGAGGACGAUUCAAAGCCACGCAGGGUGAGGUUUUUCAGACCAGAUGGACCUGUAACAACGGAGGAAAGAACAUUGAAACGAAGGAGACUGAACGGAGCCAUAAUGAACACCACCGAAAACCAUGGAUUGAUCCAAGGCGACCACAACAGGAGCCAGACCUUAGGCUCUUUGUCACUCAGCAACGACGUACCCGGAGAGGAGAAGGACUCUUCUGCCGGAUGCUACGAGCAGCUGCUGAUCUCCACAGAGGUUUUCCUCACGCUGGGCAUCGUGAGCCUGCUGGAGAACAUCCUGGUCGUCGCCGCCAUCGUCAAGAACAAGAACCUCCACUCGCCCAUGUACUUCUUCAUCUGCAGCCUCGCCGUCGCCGACAUGCUCGUCAGCGUCUCCAACGCCUCGGAGACCAUCGUCAUAGCGCUCAUCAACGGAGGCAGCCUGACCAUCCCGAUCACGCUCAUCAAAAGCAUGGACAACGUGUUCGACUCCAUGAUCUGCAGCUCCCUGCUGGCGUCCAUCUGCAGCCUGCUCGCCAUCGCCGUCGACCGCUACAUCACCAUCUUCUACGCGCUGAGGUACCACAACAUCGUGACCCUGCGGAGGACGGUGCUGGUCAUCAGCGGCAUCUGGACGUGCUGCAUCGUGUCCGGCAUCCUGUUCAUCAUCUACUCGGAGAGCACCACCGUGCUCAUAUGCCUCAUCACCAUGUUCUUCACCAUGCUGGUGCUCAUGGCCUCGCUCUACGUCCACAUGUUCCUGCUGGCGCGCCUGCACAUGAAGCGGAUCGCGGCGCUGCCGGGCAACGCGCCCAUCCAUCAGCGGGCCAACAUGAAGGGCGCCAUCACCCUCACCAUCCUCCUCGGGGUGUUCGUGGUGUGCUGGGCGCCCUUCUUCCUGCACCUCAUCCUCAUGAUCACCUGCCCCAGGAACCCCUACUGCACCUGCUUCAUGUCCCACUUCAACAUGUACCUCAUCCUCAUCAUGUGCAACUCCGUCAUCGACCCCAUCAUCUACGCCUUUCGCAGCCAGGAGAUGAGGAAAACCUUCAAAGAGAUUUUCUGCUGCUCGCACGCUCUCCUGUGCGUGUGAGUCGCCCGCAAAAGGGUCGGCGCGGCCGCAACUCUGACGCGCGCUGCCUGGCAAACGAACGACUUUUCAGCCAGCGGGGCUGCGAGCUGCGCUCCCCGCGGACUGAUGUGCGCUCUCGCGU
Messenger RNA from Mugil cephalus (flathead mullet), 1564 nucleotides. RefSeq names its product melanocortin 4 receptor (gene mc4r). Gene Ontology annotation, cellular component: membrane. NCBI's taxonomy places the organism in Eukaryota, Metazoa, Chordata, Actinopteri, Mugiliformes, Mugilidae. Gene Ontology annotation, molecular function: melanocyte-stimulating hormone receptor activity. The coding region runs from base 460 to 1443 and encodes 327 amino acids. Gene Ontology annotation, biological process: G protein-coupled receptor signaling pathway. The transcript has a single exon. The record is from RefSeq and is a predicted model, not a curated record.